Penicillium chermesinum is the source of this 2295-nucleotide messenger RNA. It is a transcript of the gene mdr2, whose product is annotated as ATP-binding cassette permease mdr2. NCBI's taxonomy places the organism in Eukaryota, Fungi, Ascomycota, Eurotiomycetes, Eurotiales, Aspergillaceae. Gene Ontology annotation, cellular component: membrane. The transcript is spliced from 3 exons. The coding region runs from base 1 to 2295 and encodes 764 amino acids. Gene Ontology annotation, biological process: transmembrane transport. The record is from RefSeq and is a predicted model, not a curated record. Gene Ontology annotation, molecular function: ATP hydrolysis activity; ATP binding; ABC-type oligopeptide transporter activity.
AUGCGCGGCGUCCGGCUCCUGGCCUGGACUCCGGGCCUCAGCCCUCAGUCCGUUCUCAGACCUGAGAGCGCGGGUACCUAUGGCAUUUCUUCACAAAUAGCUUCGCAUUGCUUCAAAGCUGGCGAAUCUAUAUGUGCUAGGCGCGGAUAUUCUACUGCAUUUGGACCCUUUCGUGAAAGGACCAGUACUCACCUCCAGCACGCCCAUGUUCCCCUGUUACUUCGGCAAAUUAGUCUCCGCAAUACUCUGUCCACUUCUCACAUUAUUUCUCAGUCGCGCUCGUUCCUCUCAACUGCUCGCGUUCUCCAGCAGAAGGCGCCUCCUCAUCUCAAAUCGAACACCAGCGUUAGGCCGGAGCAUGAACAUGAAGAUGAAGAUCAAGGUUUCGAACUUUCGGAGAAGGCUGCCCAAGCUGCCCAGGUAAACCUGAGCGCUAGACUUGCUAAAGACAAUACGGCGAAUAAAAAGUCUGGAUUUGCGGAGGUGUGGCGCCUGUUUGGGAUUGCCAGGCCGGAAGCAAAGAAGCUCAGUCUCGCAUUCUUUUUCUUGCUGAUCUCUUCCGCCAUUACCAUGUCAAUUCCGAUGUCUAUUGGCAAAAUAAUGGAUACCGCUACGAAAAGCCCCGAAGAAGGCGGUGGUCAGCUGUUCGGAUUGUCCCUUCCGGUCUUCUAUGCCGCUUUGGCUGGAGUUCUUGUUGUCGGCGCAGCUGCUAACUACGGUCGAAUCAUGAUUCUUCGAAUCGUUGGCGAGCGCAUCGUGGCGAGGUCGCGUUCCCGUCUUUUCCGUCAAACUUUCAUCCAAGACGCCGAGUUCUUCGAUGCCAACCGAGUUGGAGACCUAAUUUCCCGACUUGGCUCUGAUACCAUUAUUGUGGGCAAGAGUAUUACCCAAAACUUGUCGGAUGGUUUGCGGGCUGGUGUCAGUGGUGCAGCGGGCUUUACUAUGAUGGCAUACACUAGCUUGAAGCUUUCCAGUAUCUUGUGUAUCAUUCUUCCGCCGAUCGGCCUGGUUUCUUUCUUCUACGGACGUGCGAUUCGAAACAUCAGCCGGCAGAUGCAGAAGAAUCUGGGUACACUGACCAAGAUUGCCGAAGAACGUCUUGGAAAUGUGAAGACUAGUCAGUCGUUUGCGGGCGAGAUCCUUGAGGUCAACCGCUACAACAAGCAAGUUCGGAAGGUUUUCGACAUCGGCAAACGGGAGUCUUUGAUGAAUGCAGCUUUCUUUAGUUCGACUGGUUUGAUGGGUAACAUGACCAUCAUUUGCCUGCUCUACGUUGGAGGUGGCAUGGUCUCGUCUGGGGCUCUCUCUCUGGGCGAGCUAACGUCAUUCCUGAUGUAUACCGUCUACGCUGGGUCAAGCAUGUUCGGACUCUCCAGCUUCUAUUCCGAACUCAUGAAAGGCGUGGGUGCUGCCAGUCGUUUAUUCGAACUGCAGGACAGACACCCAACCAUUCACCCCACCAAGGGUAUGAAGGUCGAGUCUGCCCGUGGCCCUAUCCGCUUCGAAAAUGUCACUUUCAGCUAUCCUACCCGGCCGGCUGUAACUAUAUUCAAGAAUCUGGACUUUGAGAUCCCACAAGGGUCCAAUGUCGCUAUUGUUGGACCUUCUGGUGGAGGGAAGUCUACGAUUGCCUCCAUCUUUAUGAAUGCAAAAUCACUUCGGAGGAAGAUCGGUGUUGUCUCGCAAGAGCCCGUUCUUUUCUCCGGCACCAUUGCCGAGAACAUCUCCUACGGUCGCCCUAAUGCCACGCGAGCAGAAAUCAUCGCUGCAGCCCGCAAGGCCAACUGCCAAUUCAUCAGCGACUUCCCGAACGGCCUCGACACACAUGUGGGAGCCCGAGGAACCCAGCUUUCGGGUGGACAAAAGCAACGUAUUGCGAUCGCACGAGCUCUCAUCAAGGAACCUGACAUCCUAAUCCUUGACGAAGCCACUUCAGCUCUUGACGCCGAAUCCGAGACUCUCGUGAACAGCGCGUUAGCCGCUUUACUUGAAGGCAACAACACUACAAUCAGCAUUGCCCACCGUCUCUCAACCAUCAAACGUUCUGACACCAUCAUCGUCCUUGGCACUGAUGGUACAGUUGCUGAACAGGGCAGCUAUGAGGAGCUUAGUUCCCGUCCUGACGGAGCUUUCACUAAACUCAUGGAGUGGCAGAUGAGCGGCGGCGAAGCUGAUAAGCCUCCUACCAGAGCAGACCAGCUUGACCAGCUCUGGGAGCUUGAAAAAGAAGCCGAGUCUGAGCCAGACGAAGUUGAGGAGGAGGAGCUAGCUGAGCAAGAUUCUCCCAAAAAGUAA